CAAAUGGUGCCUGAGACUCUCGCUCGCUCUGAGGAACAUUCUACUACCCCGCGGGCAUUGUGGCGCUGCAUUCUUCACGUCCUCCACAUCCUCCUCGACGAACGAAUCACCCCAUCUAUACGUUUGGAGCAUCAAUAACGUCAGUGUACACCACAUUCAGUUACUGCGGAUUUCAUAUAUCGGAUGGACCUGGAGCUUUCAAAUAAUUCUCAUCAUGGCCUGGCGCUUUAUCUCUUCUUCUCGUUAUGGGCGUGGAACGGAAUUGCUCUCUAUCUCUUUAUCAUGGGCCUAGAACGCAUAUGGAACCUGGAAUUUGGAUUUGGAUCUAUCGCGCUUUUAUCUUAUGUAGGACCGUGCCUGUUUACCUCUCACUGUGGGCGCCCGCAUGCACAUGCAUAUUACCUGGGUAUUUUCCCAAGAUACGUACUGCGAGCAUUUUAUCUGUCUUGGCAUCACAUAUCUCUGACAUCACCACGCGCUCCCACUCUCUAUCCAUUCCCCUGGCCUAUCCAUCUGCCAGACCGAUAGCUAUAGAGUACCGCUGUCACAUACCUUGUUUGAUUACUGUUCUCUUGUUUUAUAUUUGGACUUUUUUUGUUUUGUUUUAUACUUGGAAGGAAGGUUGCAUAUUGUACAUAUACAUAUACUGGAUGGUUUUUUUUUUCGUUGCACAUACAUGGAUUGGAAUUGGAAUUUGUACACCAUUGGAUUUGGGUUGGAAUCUGGACAGGUUGAGCGUCGAUGCUGGUGAAUGUUCGCGCAAAGCAAGUAGUCAACAGGCCCGCCAGCGGCCAGUACCAGUGACAUCGUGACCCUCUUGAACAACCAGAGGAGGUUCAAAGACGUGCCGAAGGUCAUCCGUACAUGCUGACG
Suillus clintonianus is the source of this 873-nucleotide messenger RNA. RefSeq lists its product as uncharacterized. Bases 246 to 812 code for a protein of 188 amino acids. Lineage: Eukaryota; Fungi; Basidiomycota; Agaricomycetes; Boletales; Suillaceae. The record is from RefSeq and is a predicted model, not a curated record. The transcript has a single exon.